Paramecium primaurelia is the source of this 1162-nucleotide messenger RNA. The record is from the annotation of a GenBank genome assembly. Lineage: Eukaryota; Ciliophora; Oligohymenophorea; Peniculida; Parameciidae.
AUGCAAUCCAAUGAUUCUAGCAGAAGAAGAUUGUUUUUACGUUCUCUCGCAGCUGAAGAGCCAUAGAAAAUGUAAAAUAUGUAAGAGAUUAUUUCUCUAUUAUAAGCUCAGCUAAUGGAUCUUUAGUACUUAGCUAAUUUCGUCUUAAUUCUAAAGGUCUUACCUUUACAAAAAGUAUAUAUAAUGUUCAAACCCAUUAGAUAUCACAUAUAUGGAAUCAAAACACUUUAAGGAUCUUAAAUUGGAAGAUUUUGAAAUAGUCUGUAAAUUAGGAUAAGGAAAUUAUGGUAGUGUUGAGAAAGUACUUCACAAACCUACACAUGAUUAUUAUGCUUUAAAGGUAUUAUUAUUAUGUUUUAUUCAUAUAGAAAAUACAUUAUGUUAGUAAUGAUGUUUAGGAGUCAUUAUUGAAGAAAGAAUUAAAGGCACUUAUUGAUUGCAAUUCAUAAUAUGUUGUUUAAUGUUAUGGUGCAUUUUAUUCUAAAGGAGAAAUAUACAUUGUUAUGGAGUACAUGGACAUGGGAUCUUUGUAGAUAAUAUUAGAAAAAACUAAAAAAAUACCAGAAUCCAUUACUAUGUUAAUAAUCAAAGAAGUACUUUAAGGUUUAGAUUAUUUGCAUACAAAUAAACAUAUUAUACAUAGAGACAUCAAACCUCACAAUAUACUAAUCAAUAAAAAGGGAGAAGUUAAAAUUGGUGAUUUUGGAAUUUGUUCUGUUAGUGAGAAUUCAGAUUAGAAAUUUGAUACAUUUAUUGGUACUAUUUAAUACAUGUCUCCUGAAAGAUUAAAUGGAGAAGAAUAUGGUUAUGAUUGUGAUAUUUGGAGUGUUGGCAUGAUGACUAUGUAAUGUAUUACAGGUCUUUUACCAUUUGAAUUUGAUGCCAAAAAAAUGAGUAUGAUAGAAUACAUUUAAAUGAGCAAGAAUUUCAAAAUUGAUGAUUAUUUUCAUUAACAUAAACAUGCUAUAUCAGAAAAUACUAUUUACUUCAUUUCUAGAUGGUAAUUUCAUUAUUUAUAUUAUCAUUUAUUAGUCUCUAACAGGAACCAAAGGAUAGAACAAAAGCUUAAGAAUUAUUGUUAACAAAGGCAAUCAAGUAUACAUAAUCUCUUAAAAUUGAUGUCUUUAAAUAAUGGUUACAGUUGUCUAUAGAGGAAAUUUGA